Messenger RNA from Motacilla alba alba, 1245 nucleotides. RefSeq names its product G-protein coupled receptor 35-like. The transcript has 2 exons. Gene Ontology annotation, biological process: positive regulation of Rho protein signal transduction; chemokine-mediated signaling pathway; phospholipase C-activating G protein-coupled receptor signaling pathway. Lineage: Eukaryota; Metazoa; Chordata; Aves; Passeriformes; Motacillidae. The record is from RefSeq and is a predicted model, not a curated record. Gene Ontology annotation, cellular component: membrane. Gene Ontology annotation, molecular function: chemokine receptor activity. Bases 1 to 1065 code for a protein of 354 amino acids.
AUGCGCGAGUCUCAGCUCGGCCCGCAGAGCUGCCGGAGUAAAGCUGAGAACGGCACGGGCGGACCCACAGCGCUUUCCCAGAGUGCAGGGAAGGUGAAGCUUGAGCUGCCGACCAGCUACAGAGCAAAGACAAUGAAUGUGUCCAACAACUGCAGCACCACAAAUCUAGAACUGCAUCCCCAUGUUCGCCUCAUUGAAUUUGCUCUGUAUAGCCUCAUUUUCUUUUUUGGGGCACUAUUUAAUGUCCUCGCCUUCUGGGUGUUCUCCUGCAAGAUGAAGAAGUGGACAGAAACCAGGGUGUAUGUAAUGAAUUUAGUCUUUGCAGAUUUCUCUGUCAUCUGCACCUUGCCUUCCAUGGUUUAUUUGCUCUGGAAUAAGUCAGCCCGAGGGGAGCUCUGCCAGUUUACAGAGACCAUGUAUUUUAUCAACAUGUUAGUGAGCAUCUACAUCAUUUCAUUCAUCUCCUUUGAUCGAUACAUUGCCAUAAAGCACCCUUUGAAAGCCAGGGCCUUCAGGUCCCCAUCAAAGGCUGCCCUCCUCUGUGGGCUCCUGUGGGUCUCGGUGAUAGUCAGUGCCACCAUCCAGCUCUGGCACAAACAAGCAGCUCUCUGCUUCCAGACCUACACCCCCACGCCUGCUGUUCUCAGUCUGCUGGCCAUUUUCUUCGUUUUCACUCUCCCAUUAGCAAUCUUGACCUUCUGCUCCACAGAAGUCAUCAGGAACCUCAAGAAACAUCUGAACACGAAUUUGCCGGAAGAGAAAUCAAUCCAGAAAGCUGUACACAUUAUUUAUGCAAAUCUGAUUGUAUUUCUGAUAUGUUUUCUGCCUGCCUACCUCGGGCUGCUUGCCAGGUUCAUCAUGGAGAGCGUUGGAGCUACCUGUUUCCAGCUCUGUGUCAUGAAGAACUUCUCCUCCCUGAUGAGGUGCAUUGCCACGUCCAACUGCUGCCUCGAUAGUGUCUGCUACUACUUUGUCACCAGGGAGUUCCAGGAAGCCUUUCUACAGCCCAAAGCCAGCACUCAACAACCAGAGGCAACCCAUCCCUUGCAGAUACAGACUUGCUAAAGGAAAAAGGGGAACAAACCCCAACAUCUGCAACAUAAAGAGGAAAUACAGCUUCAGGGCUAUUGGAAUAAGUAUUGCUAUUUUUCUCUAGCAAGUUCUUUGUUAGGUUUAGAAAUUUAUACUCUAUGUUUCCAUUAAAGAAAUAGGUCACAGUAAAAGUGUGUAUGUAAACGUGUGUAU